Messenger RNA from Melospiza melodia melodia, 324 nucleotides. RefSeq lists its product as uncharacterized. The annotation marks the transcript as partial. The record is from RefSeq and is a predicted model, not a curated record. The transcript has a single exon. NCBI's taxonomy places the organism in Eukaryota, Metazoa, Chordata, Aves, Passeriformes, Passerellidae.
GAGGAAAAGGAGGAAAAGGAGGAGAAGGAGGAGAAGGAGGAAAAGAGGGAAGGGAAGGAAAAGAAGGAAAAGAAGGAAAAGGAGGAAAAGGAGGAAAAGAAGGAAAAGGAGGAAAAGGAGGAAAAGGAGGAAAAGAAGGAAAAGAAGGAAAAGAAGGAGAAGGAGGAGAAGGAGGAGAAGGAGGAAAAGAGGGAAGGGAAGGAAAAGAAGGAAAAGAAGGAAAAGAAGGAAAAGAAGGAAAAGGAGGAAAAGAAGGAAAAGAAGGAGAAGGAGGAAAAGAGGGAAAGGGAGGAAAAGGAGGAAAAGGAGGAAAAGGAAAAGAAA